Messenger RNA from Microstroma glucosiphilum, 1524 nucleotides. RefSeq lists its product as hypothetical. NCBI's taxonomy places the organism in Eukaryota, Fungi, Basidiomycota, Exobasidiomycetes, Microstromatales, Microstromataceae. Bases 83 to 1414 code for a protein of 443 amino acids. The transcript has 3 exons. The record is from RefSeq and is a predicted model, not a curated record.
AACAAGGUCAAGUCUCGCCAGGCUCAGCUCUCGUCUGCCUCUUGCCCUUUCCACCCCUCUCCUGCCUCUCCUCUCCUCCCAAAUGGCAUACCUCCCACUCCCAACAUGGUCAGAUCACCUCGACAAGGUCACCUUGCUAGGCCUUCCCAUGAUCGGGAGACAGCUGGAGCUCUUCUUUUCGGGCAUCGCCUUCUGUCUAGGAGGGUGCUACUACGUCACACAUGCAAGCACAGAUUCCAGGACACUCCUCACACUCACUGGAACCGUAAUGGUACUCCUAUCCAUACAUUCCAUUCUCAUACUCGAGAUCAGCUGGCGCGCCCAGAUGCUCGAUGUCAAAACCUUUGACCAACGAUGGAUGUGGGAGUACGUGGCCACACAGCCAACACGAGCAACCAUCAUGGCUCUCAGCCAAGGAUAUCUCGCUUGGAGGUACUACGCCCUCAGCAAGACGUCUCGCACACAUGGCCGCGUAGCCAAGCUCGUCGCUCUGAUGACAGCCACCGAGUGGACAAUGUACAUGAUGAUCACGCCCAUGACACUCUGGAUGCACUUUGGCGAUCUCACACCGGACAUGGAACAGCGAUACAAGGUCAACAUCUCCCGACUGUACUGCAGCGUCUGCCUCAUGGCCAACAUGAUAGACUCUACAUUGGCUAUAUGCUUCUGCAAGAGGCUCUGGUCACUCCGAGGCGCCGAUAGGGAGCUAGACUCGAGCUUGAGAUACGUCUGCUACGUUGCGCUAGGCGUUGGCCUGUCAACGGCUAUUACCGUCCUGGCAGUGGCUUUCAUGUUCCUCCUGGGCAAGAGCGACAGUUUCCGCCUCAUCGCAGAGCUGGUGCCACCUUGUUAUGCUGCCAGCUUCUAUCUCUCUCUCCUCAGCCGAGAGAAGAUCCGCUCCACAAUCAGAACGCGACACACCCGCCGGGUGCAAGCAGCCGAAGUGCACGUAGACAACGUCCUAGACGUCGAAAACGGUCCCGUCUGCCUAGAGAGGACGCAGACGCGCGUCGAACCAGUAGAGGCCAGCCAGAGCAUGGCGGCACAGCUCCAGCGGACUACCCCCAAGGGCUCAGAGGGCGAUGAAGAGUCCCUCACGCUCUCCCAAAUCCUGCGCGAUGGGAACACAGAUGCCAACGAGAAGCACCGAGCUUUGCGGCGCUCUUCUUCCUCCUCCUCCUCCUCCUCCUCCGAUGCUCCUCCCUCGCCCUCCCCCUCUUCCGACGCUGUAGGUCAUCCCGACAUACCCUUGUGCAGAGCAGAAUCGGCCUCCACUGCAGCAUCUGCCUCGUCUGCCCUCAUGGGAAGCCUGCGCACCUGGGUUGGGGGCAACUCACCUUCUUUGUCCCCAAAAGAAAGCACGGAAGGCAGGAGUAUGGAGGCGCUGCGGAAGGAGGACAGUCGCAGCUUGUAAGCUGGCGAGCAGAGAGAAGUGAACAUCUUUGGCGACAGAUUUGCCCUUCAAGGUCCUUCCAUGUAGCCCUUCCCUUACUCUGCCCUCUUCUCCUUCUCCUUUACUAUCCC